This is a messenger RNA of Linum tenue, 585 nucleotides long. NCBI's taxonomy places the organism in Eukaryota, Viridiplantae, Streptophyta, Magnoliopsida, Malpighiales, Linaceae. The record is from the annotation of a GenBank genome assembly.
CUAUUAUUAUUUCCUGCAUCUACACAAGAUAACAUGAUAGGAAAAUCAUCUAAAAAAUGUCACAUGGGGCUCAAAAAAAGAUAUCCGAAGGAAGAUUUGUUGCAUCACUGCUUUAGGAAGGGUGGUGAAACGUCCAAACUUCUCUUCAUUGAGUUCAUCAAACUUACCUUCAAAGCAUCAUUCUACUUUACAGAAUCAACAUGCCCCAUAUAAGAAUAUGUGAUAUGCGUAUCAAUUCUUUGUUUUACUGCUGCAGCAGCAUGUUCCUUGAUUGUUUUUUCUUCCAACUUCUCGUACAAGAGAUCAUGAAUCCACGAGUACAUCUAGGACUAACAAUCUUGUCCACCAUCGAUGGAAGACGUGCCUAUGCUAACCGUGCAAUUGAAAGUGACAACCGUGCUGAACGAGGUAUUGUGGUGUUCUGGUGGUUUGCAAUCCUUCAGAUGUUGUUCUUGCAGAUAGCAUCAACAUGGCUAGAUUGGAGGAAGAUUUAGUCCAUAACAUGUACUUGGGAUUGCAAUUUGUAAAUAGAACAAGUUGUAUUACAUCUUUUAUAUUCUAUUUCUUAAGCUACUUGAGUGCUCC